AUGAUGUUAUUCAAAAAAUUAUUAAAAUUACUAAUUUUAAUUAGUCUUUAUUUUAAAAUAAUAAAUUGUGAUAUACCCCUUAUUAAUUACAUAGAACCAUUAAGUCAAAAUGAUAAUAUAAUAUCAAUAUAUGGAAGGUUUUUUGGAAAAAAGCAAGAAGAUGUUAAAGUUGAAAUAGAUUUAGGUAAAGGAUUUGAAAGAUAUAACAUUAGUGAAUGGAGUGCAUCUAGUUUGGUUUUAAAUUUAAAUCCACCAUUGCCAAGGAAUGCACCAUUAAAACUAUCAGUUUCUCAGUAUACCAUAAAUCAUACAAUUUCAUUUAUGAAUCCAAAUUGUUUGGGGUUAACACAAUGUAACGGCCACGGUGUUUGUCCAGGAGGUUUAAAAUGUGUCUGUAACGAACCAUGGUCGGGUGACGAUUGUUCUAAAGUCGAGGGUGAAGACAUGUUAGAAUUAAAAAGUGGCAAGCAAACCGUUCCACUACCUAAUCAUCUAAACAACUUUCAAACUAGUAUUGGGUUGGUUCUAAAAGAGAUAACAAAGAAAGGAUAUACAGUUAACAGUUAUUUGCUCACACCAGCUCAAGAGUAUGGCAGUAUUAACAGAGCGGAUUUUCUUGUCAAUCGUUAUAAAACUAACACAUUUAUGAGCUCUGCCGAUCUACCAUUCAAUUGUGAUAUAACAUUAAACCAUUAUUUGGCAAAUCAAACAUCAAGCAUUGGCAAUAAUUAUAUUUAUCAAGUUAAGGAUGGAAUUGGGUUAGCAGUGAUCGUCAGAGGCUUUGUUAGCAAACCACCAACUAAUAAAUUAAUUUUAUAUUUAUAUCCGAUGAUCAAAAGCAAUAACACCAGUUCAAAUACAUCGUCACUAUCAUCAACACCUCCACAUGAUAUAUCAGUUUCUAAAAUUGAUAAUGAUGAUGAAAUCAUUGCUUCAGAUCCUAGUACCACUAUCACUAAAAACAACUACGACACCGUCAAUAUGAUUAUUGAUAAUCAAAAGCUACGUUCAAAUAUCUAUGAUUUUGGUUUAAUUUUAGGUAACUUUUCAACAUUCAAUACAUCAGUUGAAAAACUAUACAAUAUUUCAAAUAUAAAAGAGGAUGCUAAAGAAACCAAAUUAUAUUCAAUUUUAUCUAUUUCGGCAAUAUCUUCAAAAUAUUUAUAUUUUUUUUCGGAUUACUAUCCAACAACAAUCGAGGAUCCACCUGUAAAUUCAACAAAACCCAGCCCAACCCCUAAAGCCUCAAUACAACCACCAUCAAACCAACACAUUUUAGAUGAUGAUGAUCAAGUUUCUGAAAAAGAGUCUCCAUCUCCAUCACCAACACCAACAGCAUCACCACCAUCAAAAUCAUCCACCGACAAUAUUGAAAGUAAUAAUGCAACCAAUCAAACCAACAUUUUAAGCCUAUCACUAAUCUACUUUAUUACCAUUUGUUUAAUAUUUAUUAGUUAUUGA
This is a messenger RNA of Dictyostelium purpureum, 1461 nucleotides long. RefSeq lists its product as uncharacterized. NCBI's taxonomy places the organism in Eukaryota, Evosea, Eumycetozoa, Dictyosteliales, Dictyosteliaceae. The record is from RefSeq and is a predicted model, not a curated record. The coding region runs from base 1 to 1461 and encodes 486 amino acids. The transcript is spliced from 3 exons.